GACAUACAUGAUUGUUCGUGUUUUCCUUUUCUAUAAUAUUUUCACUCGAUUCGAAUCUAUCCCGUUCCCGUAUCAGUGAACAACACCAUAGCUUUUAUCAGUUUCCCACACCACAAGAGCUCACAAAUACAAACCCUUAUAAAUUCCAAAGACGAUAAUGGCUUUCUCACUAACAACCCCAGCUCCCGGAACCACCGCCACUGCCGCCCUCUCCAGCUCGUCCUCUUCGGCGUUUCUCAAUCCAUACCCCUCACAACUAUCCCUUCGGUUAAACAAAUUUGGGUCCUGCUCGCCCAAAUCGUUUGCCGUUUCUUGUGUCCUUGCUAAACAACCCACCGGUCAAAUGGAGCUGGAGAAAGCGGUGGUUCAGGAUGAGUUGUCGGUUCUUCAGCGCCCCGAUUCGCUCGGCCGUUUUGGUAAGUAUGGUGGGAAAUAUGUUCCUGAAACCCUAAUGUUCGCUCUCUCCGAGCUUGAAUCAGCUUUUAAAGCCUUAGCUACCGAUCAUGAAUUCCAGAAGGAAUUAGCUGGAAUAUUGAAGGACUAUGUUGGUAGGGAAAGCCCAUUAUAUUUUGCAGAAAGACUUACAGAGCAUUAUAAACGACCCAAUGGUGAAGGGCCAGAGAUUUAUCUUAAAAGGGAAGAUCUUAACCACACUGGUGCACAUAAGAUCAAUAAUGCGGUUGCUCAAGCUUUGUUGGCCAAAAAAUUAGGGAAAGAGAGAAUUAUUGCUGAAACGGGUGCUGGGCAACAUGGAGUGGCAACUGCAACUGUAUGUGCAAGAUUUGGUUUGCAGUGUAUUAUUUAUAUGGGUGCUCAGGAUAUGGAAAGACAAGCUCUUAAUGUCUUUAGAAUGAAGCUGCUUGGAGCUGAGGUAAGACCUGUUCAUUCAGGGACAGCCACACUAAAAGAUGCCACAUCAGAGGCCAUACGGGAUUGGGUAACCAAUGUGGAAACAACUCACUACAUCUUAGGUUCAGUUGCGGGCCCACAUCCUUACCCUAUGAUGGUGCGUGAAUUCCAUGCAGUAAUUGGUAAAGAAACACGAAAACAAGCAAUGGAAAAAUGGGGUGGAAAACCAGAUGUUUUAGUUGCAUGUGUUGGUGGUGGAUCAAAUGCCAUGGGCCUGUUUCAUGAGUUUGUUGAAGAUAAAGAUGUCAGAUUGAUUGGAGUGGAGGCUGCAGGUUUUGGGCUUGAUAGUGGAAAACAUGCAGCCACUUUAACAAAAGGAGAGGUUGGGGUGCUUCAUGGAGCUAUGAGUUACUUGUUACAAGAUGAUGAUGGUCAAAUCAUUGAGCCUCAUUCCAUUAGUGCAGGGCUGGACUACCCGGGAGUGGGACCCGAGCACAGCUUUCUGAAAGACUUAGGGCGGGCUGAAUAUUAUAGCAUCACUGACGAGGAAGCGUUGGAAGCUUUUAAGAGACUUUCAAGAUUAGAGGGAAUAAUUCCGGCUCUAGAGACAUCUCAUGCAUUGGCUUAUCUAGAGAAACUGUGCCCUACUUUACCUAAUGGCACCAAGCUUGUCCUUAACUGCAGUGGUAGAGGAGAUAAGGACGUUCAUACUGCCAUUAAGCAUUUGCAGUUGUUGGAUUUUACACAGUUUCUAUUUCUUCAUGUCUUGUUAUCCUUCUUUAUUCUUCAUGUUACUAGUUUCAUGUCUCGAUAUGACAAUCCCAACUGA
This is a messenger RNA of Lactuca virosa, 1678 nucleotides long. The record is from the annotation of a GenBank genome assembly. NCBI's taxonomy places the organism in Eukaryota, Viridiplantae, Streptophyta, Magnoliopsida, Asterales, Asteraceae.